UCUCAUUCCCAAUAUGCAGCCAUAUACCCAAAACUGGACCCACAUCACAGAGUUUGUCAUGGUGGGCUUUGCUGGGGUGUGUGAAACACGCCUCCUCUUCUUUAUACUCUUUCUCGCCAUGUACCUGUUUACCUUGGUGGAGAACUUGGCCAUCAUCUUGGUGGUGAGUUUGGACAAUCAGCUACGGAGACCCAUGUAUUUCUUUUUGACACACUUGUCCUGCCUUGAAAUCGGGUACACCUCAGUCACAGUGCCCAAGAUGCUGGCUGGUUUUAUUGGGGUGGAUGGAGGCAAGAGCAUCUCGUAUGCUGGCUGCCUGUCCCAGCUCUUCAUCUUCACCUUCCUCGGGGCAACUGAAUGUUUCCUACUGGCUGCCAUGGCCUAUGAUCGCUAUGUGGCCAUUUGUAUGCCUCUCCGAUAUGGGGCUUUGGUGUCGUGGGGCACCUGCAUCCGUCUGGCUGGUGCUUGUUGGAUGGUGGGCUUCCUCAUACCCAUUUUGCCCACCUACCUUAUGUCCCAGCUGAUAUUUUGUGGCCCCAAUGUCAUCGACCACUUCUUCUGUGAUGCCUCACCCUUGCUAGCUUUGUCCUGCUCGGAUGUCACCCUGAAGGAGACCAUAGACUUCCUUGUCUCUCUGGCAGUACUCCUGGCUUCCUCUGCAGUCAUUUCAGUGUCCUAUGGCAACAUUAUCUGGACACUGCUGCACAUCCGCUCUGCGGCUGAGCGCCGGAAGGCCUUCUCCACCUGUGUAGCUCACUUGACUGUGGUGAGCCUCUUCUAUGGCACUCUUUUCUUUAUGUAUGUCCGGACAAAAGUGGCCUCCUCCAUCAACUUCAACAAGGUGGUGUCUGUCUUCUACUCCAUUGUCACACCAAUGCUCAACCCUCUCAUCUAUAGUCUUCGAAACAAGGAGGUGAAGGGAGCUCUGAGCAGAGCCUUUUUCCUCAAGCCUUGGAAAGGUCAAUGAGGGGGCAGGUGGGAUC
Hipposideros armiger (great roundleaf bat) is the source of this 983-nucleotide messenger RNA. RefSeq names its product olfactory receptor family 6 subfamily Q member 1 (gene OR6Q1). Gene Ontology annotation, biological process: G protein-coupled receptor signaling pathway. The transcript has a single exon. The record is from RefSeq and is a predicted model, not a curated record. Gene Ontology annotation, cellular component: membrane. NCBI's taxonomy places the organism in Eukaryota, Metazoa, Chordata, Mammalia, Chiroptera, Hipposideridae. Gene Ontology annotation, molecular function: olfactory receptor activity; G protein-coupled receptor activity. The coding region runs from base 14 to 967 and encodes 317 amino acids.